This is a messenger RNA of Penicillium arizonense, 1914 nucleotides long. RefSeq names its product beta strand repeat-containing protein. Gene Ontology annotation, cellular component: semaphorin receptor complex. The transcript has a single exon. Gene Ontology annotation, biological process: semaphorin-plexin signaling pathway involved in axon guidance; regulation of cell shape; regulation of cell migration. The annotation marks the transcript as partial. Gene Ontology annotation, molecular function: semaphorin receptor activity. Lineage: Eukaryota; Fungi; Ascomycota; Eurotiomycetes; Eurotiales; Aspergillaceae. The record is from RefSeq and is a predicted model, not a curated record.
GCUGCCACCUCAUUCACUGUGUUCUCUGCCACACUGAUAACCGCUGUUGCUCCCCCAGACCCUACUGGUGGCGGCAGCGUCUCUGUCCGUGUCACUGGUCCUGGUGGUAUUAGUGGUGCUGGCAGUAACUAUACCUAUAUAGCUGCUCCCGUCGUCAGCCUGGUGAGCCCCACUAGCGGCCCUGCUGCCGGCGGAAAUACUGUAUCCAUCUUCGGUUCUGGUUUCACAAACGCCACGGCUGUGGCUUUCGGCUCACUUGCUGCCACCUCAUUCACUGUCGUCUUAGCCUCAUUGAUAACUGCUGUUGCUCCCCAAGGCCCUAGUGGUGGCGGUAGCGUCUCUGUCCAUGUCACCGGACCUGGUGGUACUAGUACCAGUGGCCCUACCUAUACCUAUAUAGCUGCUCCCGUCGUUAGCAGUGUGAACCCAGCCAGCGGCCCUGCUGCCGGCGGAAAUACUGUAUCCAUCAUCGGCUCUGGUUUCACAAACGCCACGGCUGUGGCUUUCGACUCAGUUGCUGCCACCUCAUUCACUGUGGUCUCUGCCACACUGAUAACUGCUAUUGCUCCCCCGGGCCCUACUGGUGGCGGUAGCGUCUCUGUCCGUGUCACCGGACCUAGUGGUACUAGUACCAGUGGCCCUACCUAUACCUAUAUAGCUGCUCCCGUCGUUAGCAGUGUGAACCCAACCAGCGGCCCUGCUGCCGGCGGAAAUACUGUAUCCAUCAUCGGCUCUGGUUUCACAAACGCCACGGCUGUGGCUUUCGGCUCAGUUGCUGCCACCUCAUUCACUGUGGUCUCUGCCACACUGAUAACCGCUGUUGCUCCCCCGGGCCCUACUGGUGGCGGCAGCGUCUCUGUCCGUGUCACUGGUCCUGGUGGUAUUAGUGGUACUGGCAGUAACUAUACCUAUAUAGCUGCUCCCAUGCCCACCAUCACAGCGCUUACCCCGGAGUCCGGCCCGGUAUCAGGUGGGAAUACUGUCACCAUCAUGGGAGCAAACCUCAAUGGUGCCACAUCAGUUACAUUUGCUGGUACACCAGCCGAUUUUUUCACCAUCUUGUCACCGACUCAAGUGAAUGCUCUGGCUCCACUAGGUACUGCUGGGACUGCCUCUGUAGUAGUCACAACGCCUGCUGGUGCCAGUACAGGAUUCAAUUACACUUACAUUACUGCACCUACACUUACAGCAGCUUUUCCAACUGCAGGUGUUACGGCUGGCGGCGAUAGUGUCGUCAUCACUGGGAAUGGCCUUACAGGCGCCACCAGUGUGAAUUUUGGAACCACUCCUGCGAAUAGCUUUACAGUGGUCGGUGAUACUGAAAUAGAUGCUAUCACACCUUUGCACACUAUUGGUACAGUUCCAAUAAAUAUUACCACACCAGGCGGCACAAACAACUCGCUUAGCUUCAGCUUCAUGCCGUCUCCAGUUAUUAGUUCUAUCACUCCAACUUCCGGACCGAUUGGCGGGGACACUGUUGUGACCAUCAACGGGGCAGGCUUGAUCAAUACCCUUGAUGUAUUCUUUGGGACAACUGCAGCAACCGCCUUUACCGUUAUCUCUGACAAUACGGUAACUGCAACCUCCCCUGCUGGCGCAGCAGGGGCUACUGCUCUAAGAGUUAACACCGCUUCUGCCACCAGCAAUGGCGCCAUAUUCCAAUAUGUUGGCGCACCGACCCUUACAAGCUUGUCGCCUACUGGCGGAGCCAUCGCGGGCGGCAAUAAUGUGACUCUUACUGGAACUGGCUUCACGAAAGCCACUGAUGUGAUCUUUGGAGAUAACCCAGCUAUGUUCACUAUUCUCAGUGAUAACUUCAUCAGUGCAGUUGCACCUUCCGGGAUUGGACCCGUUGCAGUUACUACUGUGAGCCCCGGGGGCACUAGUGGUGCUCAGAUGUACACUUACUUUUAA